This is a messenger RNA of Mercenaria mercenaria, 1150 nucleotides long. Its product is annotated as protocadherin Fat 4-like. Gene Ontology annotation, biological process: homophilic cell-cell adhesion. The record is from RefSeq and is a predicted model, not a curated record. NCBI's taxonomy places the organism in Eukaryota, Metazoa, Mollusca, Bivalvia, Venerida, Veneridae. The coding region runs from base 1 to 711 and encodes 236 amino acids. Gene Ontology annotation, molecular function: calcium ion binding. The transcript is spliced from 5 exons. Gene Ontology annotation, cellular component: membrane.
AUGGCGGUUACUGCAAGGACAUUAAUCAGUCUUCUUUUAUAUCUUGCGGCGUUUUAUGCUACAGAUGCUACAAUAACCUGGAGUACCCCAUCGGGUGGAGACGGUACUGCAAACGUAGACGAAAACGCAGCUGUUGGAGACGCAGUUGAAACUAUAGCCGCCACUUCCGAUGAUAAUCUGGGAGCAAUUACACUACUGACUACAGGCACUCCAUUUACAUUGGCAGUUGGCGGAGCAUUGACAGUUGCCUCUGCUACCCUCGACUUCGAAACAACCCCAACCUACACAUUAAGCAUUAAAGGUGUCGACGAUUCAACUUCUGCAACAGCGACACUUACUGUACACGUCAAUGAUGCUCCAACGUUUAGUUCAUCUACCUUCAGUACUUGCGCGACUGACGGAUCUGUAGCAGGUACGACAGUCUACACUCUAUCUGCAACCGAUGGGAACUCCGGAGACACACUUACUUACUCCAUUACAGGUGGGAACACAGGCACCGACUUUGCUAUUUCUUCAGAUAAGAUUGUUACAGCAAAUGCACUUGCCAUGGCAAGAACUGCAAGCUACGACCUGAUAGUGCAAGUCAGUGAUACCUCCUUGACUGCAAGUGCAACCGUUACUGUAUCAGUUUCUGCGAGCUGCAACAGUGCAACGGCUCUUGUCUUCAGCCUGUUGACCAUCCUCACAGCUCUUGUUGUCGCUCUGAAUUAAAUCUUCCUGAAAUACUUUAGGUAGACCACAAGUAGAUAAUAAAUAAAUAAAUAAAUAAAUAUUGGGUACCUUUUCGUUGAAACUGUCAAAGAAAAGAGAACAUUACAAAAGUGACAAAAUGAUAUCGUAAAUACUUGAUUCAAGAUUACCAACAACUAGAUAGUUUAAACGGUUACCUUGAUUUAACCGUAGAAAUAUAUUCAAUAGUUUUAAAGUUUGAUACAGUUUGCUUAAUGUAAAAGCAUAAUGAACUGCGUGAUGUUUAUAUAUCAGUACUCCAGGUGAGAGGACCUUUCGACACGGGACAUUUAACGCACACUUUAUAUGACCGCUUACCCUAUUUGUACUAAAGGCAAAAAGAGCGGUAAAUGUCAAAAAUCAGUAAAUGCACAUAUAUGUAAUCACAUAUUAUUGCCUUCUAAAAUAAAAAAAUAAACAA